AUGGCAUACUCCGAGUCUCAAUCCUCGACGACCAAAGGCGCUGCUGCCGCUCAGCUUCCUUUCACCAAGGAGCCGAAUACCUGCGGCUUCAUUGAUUCUCCUACUUCUGCACCGACGAUAUCCCCAAAAGACCAGGCGUGGACGUGUCCCGGGUCGUGCAUAUCGUCGAACUCAUUCCUAGGCUGCCGCUCCCCUGUACCAACAAAAUGCCUCGGGUCGUCCGUGGAGUCCAUAGCGGGCGGCUGUAAAGAGGGCGAGCUGUGCUGCAAAUACCGACCGGAUACCGCAUGCUACACCUGGCUUUCUACCGAUGAUGCGUCGACGUUUACCCUCUACGAAUGCAGUUCCACAAGCGGCACGGGUAACCUCCUGGCGUCUCCGACGGACCUGUCCGGCCCCAUCUUAACCACCAUCAUCGAUUCCACAUCCAAGAUUCUCACGGGAUCUGAGACACCAUCAGCAGCAACCGCGAGUCCCCUCCCAACAUCGACGCUGGAACCGCAGCAAGAAGCCUCAAAGGGGGCCAUAGCAGCCAGCGUCGCGGGCGCCCUCGCGUUCCUCGGCCUCCUUGCAGGCGGGGUCGUGUACUUGUACAUAUGGAACAAGAAGAAGAAGAAGCGGGAGGGGUUCACGGGGCUUAAUCGGAGGGGGAGCAUGGCGAUCUCGGGGCCGUACAUGGUUAGCGGGUUGCCGCCCAAGUUCCCGCCGCCGCCGCCUGCUCCACCGCGUCCCCCGAUGAGUCCGGGUGUCUAUGAUAUGGAAGUUUUUGACCAGGGGAGAGGGACUUCAUCGAUGUAUAGUAGAGGAAAUCACGUUGAGAGGGGCUCCGAGGGGCUGGUGCCGCCGGCAUUGAAUGUUCCUGGGAGACCGAGGAGGGAUGGGGAGGCUGUUAGUGGCGGGUGGAUUUGA
Colletotrichum siamense is the source of this 909-nucleotide messenger RNA. RefSeq lists its product as uncharacterized. The transcript has 3 exons. The coding region runs from base 1 to 909 and encodes 302 amino acids. The record is from RefSeq and is a predicted model, not a curated record. Lineage: Eukaryota; Fungi; Ascomycota; Sordariomycetes; Glomerellales; Glomerellaceae.